GUCUUUGAUACCACGUGACCCGCAGGACAGGUUCCUGUUGGCUGCGAACAGAAAGCAACGUUCAACAACGGCGCGGAGGGUCACGUGACAUCUGCUGCUGCUGCUGCUGGCUGGGCGAAGCGUGUUAGCAGAUUUUUUCUAUUUUGUACAUACAUUGUUUUGUAUAUACUGUAUAUGAUGACUUCUGUGGUCAGCAAUCAAGCCCGGGGGACUCGGGACAGAACGCUGCCCACUGCCACACAGACAACACAGCCACAGAAACAGAUACAGGCAACAGCAGAACAGAUUCGUUUGGCCCAAAUGAUCUACGACAAAAAUGAUGCCGUCUUUGAGGGCAAAGUCAAACAGCUGAUCGAGGUCACCGGCAAGACUCAAGAUGAGUGCAUGGUUGCCCUCCACGACUGCAAUGAGGAUGUAAACAGAGCCAUCAACUUCCUGCUGGAGAGCACCUCGGACACAGUGAACUCCUGGGAGACCGUUGGGAAGAAGCGCAGUCUCGGCAAAGAAGGAGGCCCCUCGGAGGUAAAGGACAGCCGAGAGAAGAAGGGAGGAGAAAGGGAGGCCAGUCGAGGGCGAGGGGGGUCAAACAGGCGGGGGGGCCGUGGUGUCAGCCGAGGCCGUGAAGGUCGUGUUGAAGAGAACGGUUUUGAUGUUGCGCCUGGAGAAAGGGGAGGAGACCGUGGGCGCAGGGGGCGUGGCAGAGGGGCAGGUGGUAGAGGCAGAGGAAGAGCAGCUAUGGGCAACAGGUUCUCCCAGGGAAUGGGCACCUUUAACCCUGCCGAGUACGGCGCCAACGCUGCUGGUCGCCACGAAACUUGGGAAGGCGACGCUAACGAGCCUGCUGAGGCAACUGCAACAUGGGGAGGCAACCCAGAAGACUGGAAUUCAGAAGAAUGGAAUGAAGACUUGUCAGAGACCAAAGUAUUCACUUCCUCUUCCACUCCAGGAAACCACAACCGACCUGGACACAAUGUGGACCUGGCCAGUCUCCUGCCAAAGUCUGGGGGGGGUUCUGUUGAGUCAGACCUAAUUGAUGGGCCUGAGGAUUUGGGCCAAAGCCUAGUUUUUACCAACUCCCACCACAAUGGCCGCACAGCAACACACAGCUACGCCCAUGCUACAGCCAACAGUUACGCCCACGCCGCCUCCGCGAGCACCACCUACGCGCAUGCUGCCCUGUCCUCGGUCCUGGGCUCUGGUUUUGGAGCUCUGAGCGCACCAAAGCCGACGCCCGCAUCGGACGCAAGGACAGCAGAGCAGCUCAAUGGGCCUCGACUCGGUCAGAGAGCGAGUCAGACUUCGGCCACCCCCACCAGCAACGGUAGCGUUUCCAAAGAUGCAGUGCCGCCUGCGGUACCAAGUCCAGCUCCUGCCUCCAUGCCCCCGGUGGAAAUCAAACCUCAGAGACUGGACGACAGACCUGUUGCUGGCCUACAGAUAGAGAUGAAGCUUCAACCAGAACCAUCAGCGGUGCUCAGCCAGCUAGUGCAGAGGCAUCAACAAUCAUCCAUUCUUCCCUCCACGGAGCCUCUGGUUCUGUCUCAUUCACAUGCUCCUCAAGUGCCCACACCACCAGGUCAUGAGUCCUCAGUCCUCCCUGUAAGAGAUGGGGCCUCUCCAGGAAUGAAGCCGCCUGGAGUGGAUUCGCCCAUCACAGAGCCUCCCAUUCGACAGCUCAAGACACAGAAGCGCAGAGUGCCACCACCCUCGAAGAUCCCUUCUUCAGCGGUAGAGAUGCCGGGCUCAGCCGACAUUUCGGGCCUUAAUGUUCAGUUUGGAGCUCUGGAUUUUGGUUCCGAGACUAGCACCGGGACAGUGGAUGUGGCCCAGAAGGAGUUAUCCAGAGAAAAGGUUUCAGCACCUACGGUGGCCCUGACUGCCCCCACACAGCAGCCACAGGGCAGCCUGUUUUCCAAGCCUCCAGGAUCUGUAAGCGAACACAUGAGCACCCAGCCCCCUCUUCCUUCUGCUGUGGCGGAGUCCAGCUUCCCCUCACCAUCCUUGGGCUUACCCAGUGCCACGCCCUCUCCCUCCCUGGGUCUCCCUGGGUCGGCCGCACCGCCCUCCACCGCAGCUACGACACCUAGCAAGCGUGUAGAGAGCGGCGGACCCCGAUCCCUGCCGCCACACCUGGCCUUCUCUCAGAACAAAGACAACCCUGUAUCUGCUGCUGCACCUCUCACCAAUGGUUACUGUGGUAUAAACACGCAGAGUCCACAGGAUGCUACACAAUCGGCAAGAACUGUGAAAACAGAAUCUCCAAUAAUAUCGGGGGACAGCGGCCCCGCCAAUCACGCACCUCCUCCUGCAACCAUUACCUCCCACUCAGCGCCCAUUCCCUCACUCAACAGCCAUGUGAGCAUUUCUCACUCAUCUGGACCGACCCACACUACAAGCUCCUCUCUCCAGGCAAGCAACGAGGAGAGCGCCAGCAAUCUCCACGCCUUUUCCACGUCGUCCAGCCAGCCCCUCAACGCCACCAAUCCCGCCUCAGUUCUCAUGACUGUCAGCAGUACAAGCGGCAAUGUCCUGCACCCGUCGGGAGCGCCGGGCCUGGCUCCUAACGGCACAAACGGCAUGCUAUCAGCUGCCAACAGCCGCACCGCGCCCCUGCUCACCACCACUUCCGGAAAAGCUCCUCCUAACUUAGCCCAAGGUGUGCCCCCUGUCCUGGCUAGUCAGUACAUCAUGGGCCCCGGUGGCUUGUUCCAUGCUUACCCGCAGCAGAUCUACGGCUUCGAGGACUUGCAGAUGCUGCAAUCUCGCCUCCCUAUGGACUACUAUGGUGUAACAUUCCCUGGUACUGCAGCUGCCAUGCCUGGAAGAGACGGGCUUGCCAAUAAUCCUUACACAGGUGAGGCCACAAAGUUUGGCAGGAACGACUCUUCGUCUCCGGCCCCACCAACCAGCUUGUCCACAGCUGGCGUACAGUCUCAGGCCCUACAGGCGCCCCAGGCUGGUACGCAGGGCCAGGGUCAAGGUCAGAACCAAGGCCAACAGGCUCAGAACCAGGCUUUCCUCAACCCCCCGCUGCCCCCUGGCUGUGGAUACACCGGUCUCCCGUACUACACCGGCAUGCCCGGAGUUCCCUCGGCCUUCCAGUACGGCCCCACCGUCUUUGUGCCUCCUACUUCAGCCAAGCAACCCGCGAUGGGCCUGGCGAAUCCUUCCAAUCAAUACCACCAACAUCAGCCCAGUUAUGGACAGCAUGCGUAUGGCGCAGCCUUUGACGACCUGUCUCAAGCCCACGGUGGGGAGUACAGUAAGGGAGGGUACGGAGGCUCUGCCCAGUCUCAAGCCAAGACGGCGGGCAGCGGCCCAGGGAAAGCACCAGGGCUGUCUGGAUCCGGCAACAGUGGAGGAGUCCCUGACAUGAACGCAUCAAUCUACAGCAAAACACAGUCAUUUGACAAACAGGGGUUCCACACGGGGACGCCGCCUCCCUUCAGCCUGCCCUCAGCUCUAGGGGGAACAGGGGCCAUGAACCCCGGGGGCCCCCCAGGUUACGGUCCUGGUCCCUUCCUGCACAUACUGCCUCCUCAUCAGCAGCCCCACUCGCAGCUGUUGCAUCACCACCUUACACAGGACAGUCAGGGUGGUCCUGGUCAGCGCAGUCAGUCCAGCAACAUGCAGCAGAAAAGCCAAGGCAGCAAGUCCAGUUACGGCAGCUCCCCCUACUGGGGCAACUGAGGAUUGCUUCCCAAACAUGGCCUCCUUCCCCACCUCUUCCUCCUUCCUUUUUGUUUAACAGCUGUGUUUGUGCGAGUGCGUGUGUGUGUGCGCACUGAAAGGGAAAACACAAACAAGGUAAAGCCACACGCUACUCCCUCAAUCAGCAACUUCUGCUGGCCCCCCCUAACCACACCCCCACCUUCACAAGUCCUCAUAAGUCUUUUGGGGUUCUCUUCCUUCCCCCUCCUCCAAAUUGGUUGUACAUGUAAGAUAUUUAUGUAUGUAUUUAUAUAAAUAUAUAUAUACUGUAUAUGUAAUAGUAGAACAUGACAUGUGGUGGCUGCAUUUUAUUUUUUCGAAGGACUUUUUCUUGCCUUUUUUUUUUUUGUUUCAACACAAGCAGGAAGAGAUGUUACAUAUAUUAAAAAAAAACUAUUAUCCGACCAUGGAACAGGAGAGAACAACAGCACUGAUGUUUCUACAUGAGGACUUCACAGGUGGGGGUGGGCUUCAUGACGACUUAACUGCAUUUCUCUUCAUUUUCAGUCUUUUUUUUUUUUUUUUAUACAUAAGAACUCCUCCCUCGGCUCCUUCCCUAUCUUCAUUGUGUACCUCCAUUUUUUUUUCAUCCCUUUUGCCCAUCCAAAUUUUAUAUUUUAAUUUAAUUUUAAUCCUCAUAGACCUCCAAAUAAAGGUUCUGAGCAGUUGGAAGUUUAA
Molecule: messenger RNA, 4389 nt
Organism: Nerophis lumbriciformis (worm pipefish)
Lineage: Eukaryota; Metazoa; Chordata; Actinopteri; Syngnathiformes; Syngnathidae
Product: ubiquitin-associated protein 2-like
Cellular component (GO): cytoplasm; nucleus
Molecular function (GO): protein binding
Source: RefSeq, a predicted model, not a curated record